Ochotona princeps (American pika) is the source of this 1831-nucleotide messenger RNA. RefSeq names its product POTE ankyrin domain family member A-like. The coding region runs from base 65 to 1831 and encodes 588 amino acids. NCBI's taxonomy places the organism in Eukaryota, Metazoa, Chordata, Mammalia, Lagomorpha, Ochotonidae. The transcript is spliced from 15 exons. Gene Ontology annotation, molecular function: protein binding. The record is from RefSeq and is a predicted model, not a curated record.
GACCGGCUACAUUUGGUAUUUUGGGGGCUAAGGAGGUGGUGAAAACCUAUCCGUAGCUUGGAACAUGGAAAGAUUCUUUCCUAAAACGACUAAGAAAACACAGCAACUCCUGAAGUCCCAGUUCGAGUACCGCGCCCGGAACAAAAAGCUCCGGAAGAUCCACAAAGCGGCCAGCGAGGGGGACGCCUUUGCAGUUCAGCAUCUCCUGGUGGUGCGGGCCUGCGGAGUGAACGACCGAGACGGGAACAACAGAACCGCUCUGCAUCUGGCUUGUGCCAAAGGACAUGUAGAAGUUGUCAAUUUCCUCAUAGGAAGACAAUGCCUGAUUGAUGCCAUUGACAAUGCAGACAUGACACCUCUGAUGAAGGCCACACAGUGUAAUCAAGAGAAAUGUGCUAUCAUCCUACUAGAGCAUGGCGCUGACCCAAACCAUAUGGACAAGAAUGGCAACACUGCCCUCCACUAUGCCAUCUAUAAUGAGAACACAGGAAUAGCACAAAAAUUGCUUCAACACAACGCAGAUAUCGAAAGAAGAAAUAAGAUUGGCUUCACACCACUUUUGAUUGCUGUCCAUGAAAAUGCAGAGAACAUGGUGGAGUUUUUAAUUAUGAAUAAAGCAAAUGUUCAUGAAGUGGAUAAUAUGGAUAGGUCUGGCAGUGGACUUGGACUUACUGACCAUUUGGGUGCAUCAAGUGUGAAAGACCUCAACUUAUUUACCAUGGAAGGACAGUCAACUUCACCAGAUCUAAAGAGCAAAAAUGAUCCUGCCGGCACUCUGUGUGCUCAGAAAGAGCAAACAGAUGAGGAUGUAAUGUGUUAUGUUGAUGAAUCUUAUGAUCAUACAGAUAUGGUAUCUCCCUUAAGACUAGAAGAUGAAGUUAUAGAAUUACCAUCAUAUUCACAGAGUAGUUCUGAAAGUCCUCUGCCGGAAGAUGCUGGCCAAUGUGAGGAUCACAGAGAGGAGUAUAUGGAUGAACCAGUGGAAGACAGUUAUAAGGAAAGAAACCCACAGUGGACUGUAUUGAAGGAGCCAUUGUAUGAUCGUUGCAGAACUAAUAACCAUGAAAGCAUGGAAGCUGAAUUAGAACUUAUCAGUUUUUAUCCAGCACAUGAUGACACAGAAACAAUAUCCACACAGGAACAAGAAUAUCUUGAAAUAAGUGAAUAUCACCAGCCAGAGUUUGAAGAAGAAGAAAGAAAGAAUCUGGAAAAUGAUGGAAUGGGAGUAAGAGAAGAUCUCUGCGAGUGCGAUGCUCCUGCUGGCGACAGUAACGAAGGUGCAUUCAUUCCACAAAAUAAGACUGGAAAGCCUGAUAAUCAACAACUGCCUGUGAAGACAGACGAAGAGUAUUACAAGAACCAGUUAACAAGGAUAAUAGAGCAAUAUCGUAAACAAGUAGAAGUGAGACGACAACAUGAACUGACACUGAACACACUAAGAAUGGAAUUGAUGGCUUUCAAAAAUGACUUGCGUCAAGUGAAAGAACAGCAUAACAAAAUCCAGAGCCAUCUCUCUAGGCAAGAGAGUGCAAGAAAAGAUGCAAUGCAGGUGAGUGACUUUUGCCAUCCAAAGGAGUUUCAAGAGGCAGAAGCUCAAUACCAAGGAAUGGUACAAAAUAUGGAGAAGUCAGAUCAACUGAAAUACCACAAUUUAAGGCUUGAGUGUGAAAUUUUGGAAUUAAAAUAUACCAUCAAAAAUCAAGCAGACAGAAUUGAAAAGCUGGAGAAAAACCUGGCAAGACCAAGUUGCUCUGACAAGAUGUGCGAAAACAGUUCUGUGAAGAUAAAACUCACAGGAGCCAUAAAAAUUACACCAAGACUUUUACGUUAG